AACAUUUAAACCCAUUUACAUACAGUUAGCAAUUAUUAUAUAAAUAUACCAAAGUUAUAAAAUCACUAGGUUUUACAUUACAGUUCCACCUAUAAUCAUUUUUAAUAAAUGUGCAAUUUUAUAUUUUUAUAAAUCACAGCACCCCUUUACUUUAAUCACAGCAUGGUCUGCCUUUCAGUUACACACCGGUAACAAUUUUUUCUUGCGCAUUGCAAAGAGGCUUUACGGUACAAUCGAGGAUGAUCUGCCCUUCACAAACAUGGCGCCUCAUUGUACUGCUCGGGUCACACAAACAUGGCGCCGCCCAUGCACUACACUGAUGCUAACAAAUGCCAUUUACAAACUAACAAGUAAGCAUUUGCUUGUAAUCUCUGUUUUAAUUUAGUUUUACUUGUAUAAACAACUCGGGUUACUGAAUAACAAACUACGCACUUCGCUGCGAAUGUGCACCUUUACAGGGGAACACAUACUGAGCAUUCAGCUCCGCUUUAAAAGUGAUUUAUUUCUGUGUGUCUUUUUUUCCCUGUCCUGGCAUCCACCCAUGGCCUCCACCAACCCCACAGGAAACAUUACCGGGUUUCAAAUGGAUUGGAAACAGAAUCAAAGAGUUAAUGGACAAUGGGAAUGAAGUAUUGUUUGCAUUUGAGGAGUCUAUCGGAUUCAUGUGUGGUACUUCAGUCCUUGAUAAAGAUGGGGUUAGUGCUGCUGUUGUGGUGGCAGAAAUGGCAGCCUAUUUAGAGACCAGGAACCUUGCUUUGUCCCAGCAACUUUCAAAAAUAUAUGAAAUCUAUGGCUUCCACAUUUCAAAGACUUCCUAUUUAAUCUGCCAGCACCUUCCGACAAUCAAAAGAAUAUUUGACCGUCUUCGCAACUUUGGAGGCGAGAGGGAGUACCCAAGGUCCUGUGGAGGAUACAGUAUCGUCCACAUCAGAGACGUCACCACGGGGUAUGACAGCAGCCAGCCUGGUCAGAAAUGUGUGCUUCCUGUGACUAGAAACAGCCAGAUGGUCACCUUCACUUUCCAGAAUGGAUGUGUUGCAACUCUGAGGACAAGUGGCACAGAGCCCAAGAUCAAGUACUAUGCUGAAUUAUGUGCUGCUCCAGGACAGAGCGACCCCGCUUGUCUGAAAGAGGAACUCCAGAAGCUGAUUGAUGUCCUGGUUGAAGAGUUUCUUGAGCCGGACAAGAACAAACUGAUCCGGCGCUCCGUCUAGAAGCACAUUCAUUUGCACGGUCCUUGACACAUUCACAUUGAGGAGCGCAUGAAGAAAUGUUGCAUUGAUUUGUUGGAUGGUUCAUGCACACUAGUAUAUACCAUUGCACUUUUAGUAUGCAAAACAUUAAUCUCAUCAAGCCUAUUAAGUGUAGAGCACCACAUACAUUAUAGCAUAUUCAAAUUCAACUUGGCUUUGACAAGAAACAAGCAUUUAUGGGGAUUUGAAACAUAAUAGGAAGAACCUUGUACAGAGGACAACCCUUUACUGCUAUUUAUAGUCACAGCUGUAGUGUAAUGUUACAGGUAAUGCAUAUGUGUUUACAUUAAUUGUAGUGGCAGAAUCUUUUAUCAGAGGCUGUUAACUACAAUGUUUGGUUUUGCAAAUACGUUUUGGUUCAGGGGUGCACUCUUAACCUUUAGAACAAGAGCUUUAAAAAUCAGUUCAUUUCGCUUUUGGGAAAUUUUUUGUGAGCUGAGGGAGAAAAUAAUCCAUAAGGACUACACAUGCCGAAUGUGAACGUGUUUAUCUGCAUCUCUGUGUACAGGAGGUACCACUUUCCUACUACGACAUGACAGCAGUUUACAGACAUGUUACAAAAACCUAAAAAGGAUACUGCUGCCUUCCGUGAGGUCUCUGUGCUGUUAAUACUGUGCGUCUUAAAAUGAACGUUGUGUUCAAACCUGUGUUAGUAAGUUAUUAGCCUAGUUUGCCCCCCCCCCCCCCCCCCCCCACACACACACACUAGUGGGUAUAACUGAGAAUGAGCUCCUAGUGGAAAGACUUGCAGUAAGUAGCUUGCAAUUACAUUUUCUUAGUUUUGACUGCCCUGCACCUUUUUGUUAUGCUUGCUAUUGCUCUGAGUGGUUUGUUAUUGCAGUCAGUGAUAUAUGUUUUGUAUUUCUUUAGAAGUCUGUUGGAGUGCUUAGACUGAGUAAGGCUGUAUUUUAAAAAAAUAAGUACAGCAAACGUUUGCCUUAUUGACGCAAUGCCUGCUACACUGCAUUGAGGAACCUGGCAGCCGGUUUAGUUUGGUUCUGAAAAAUGAUUGACUACACAAUAGAGCUGCAAGAUUUCUUUUAAAAUGUGUUUAACCAAAAAGACACCAGUUGCAUCAAAGAUCAGUAAUAUUUCUGAUAAAGAUCGCUCUGUCCAGUACGAGAAGGCAACAUUGCUUGAUAAUUCAACUGGUGGUGAAAUUUAUGAACAUGUUUUUUAGAAGGUGGACAUAAACUAAAUGUCUACAAUUUAGCAUUUACUGUUCUUUCAGGUAUUCAUUUACAUAUUUAGAAGCAGCUGUUGUGUAAUAACUCUAGAGAAAGUGAUCCAUUUUGAAGUGACAGUGCUAUUUUGUUCUGGUUUAAUAAAUAUUAUCCUUAACCAUAUUUUUAGACCGUAAAAUGCUGUGAAGUAAGCAAUUUUUUACUGUGAAAAAAAUAGUCCUAACUAUGAGCUCAGGAGCGGAUCGUUGGUUGUCUGGCAGACGUGUCGUUUACGCUAGAUUCACCAGUGUCCGUCCUAUUAGCGCACAGCAGUGCAUUGCAAAAAAUAAAAGGAGACUUUAUUCAAAGUGGCAGAUCACUAGGUCAUGCUGCCUUGCUUUUAUAAAGACACUGACUGGUCUUGUCUUUGCUGUUAGAAAUGCGUAACAAGAUAGAAUGUAAGCUUAAGUUCUGGCUGCAUCUGGGGCAGAAAAGAAACGGGUUUAAAGUAAGUGCAAAGGUUGACAAUAUGGCGCCUAAAUGCCUUUCUUUACAUGUCGCCUUGGAAUAUAUAGGCCUUAUGAUUUUAAAAGACUAUUGGUUGUACUGUGUGUGUGGGUGUUGUGAGUCUGAAUACAAACUGGGCAGAGGGAAGGCUGGUGUCUUGAGCUGAACUGUUUUGCAUUGAAUUUCAAAGGCACCUUCUGUUCUCAUUAUUGGGGGUGGGGUGGGAUGAGGUUACAGAGGAUAAAAGGCAGAUGCCUUCAAGAUAGA
Messenger RNA from Polyodon spathula (Mississippi paddlefish), 3190 nucleotides. Its product is annotated as glucose 1,6-bisphosphate synthase-like. Gene Ontology annotation, molecular function: intramolecular phosphotransferase activity; glucose-1,6-bisphosphate synthase activity. Gene Ontology annotation, biological process: carbohydrate metabolic process. The record is from RefSeq and is a predicted model, not a curated record. Bases 612 to 1214 code for a protein of 200 amino acids. The transcript has 6 exons. NCBI's taxonomy places the organism in Eukaryota, Metazoa, Chordata, Actinopteri, Acipenseriformes, Polyodontidae.